Molecule: messenger RNA, 696 nt
Organism: Paramecium sonneborni
Lineage: Eukaryota; Ciliophora; Oligohymenophorea; Peniculida; Parameciidae
Source: the annotation of a GenBank genome assembly
UCCACAUGCAAAGGAUUUAGUAAUAAAAAUGCUUUAAUAUGAUAUGUAAAAGAGAAUGAAUGCAAAAUAAGUAUUGGAACAUUCUUGGUUUUAAUAAUAACAUCAAGAAAAGGCUGAUAAACAAGUAGUUCAAGGAAGAUUAAAGAAUUAAAGGAAUUUUAGAACAGAAUGAAAGUUAUGUUUAUUGGAACUACUAUGAUUUCAAAGGAAGAGAAAAACUAAUUAGUAGAUAUAUAAUUAUUCAAAAAAUGUAAGCUUUUAAAGAGAUGGAUUAAAAUGGAGAUGGCAUAUUGACAAAGGAGGAAAUCUUAGAAACUUAUAAAAAGUAUAUGGAUGAUGAAACAGCAUUGUAAGAAGUAUAAAAUAUAAUGGGAUUGGUUGAUAUGGAUGGAUCAGGUACAAUAGAUUACACUGAAUUUAUUAUUGCAUCGAUGGAUAGAAAAAAAGCAGUGUAAAUGUAAAAAUUAAAAGAAGUAAUAUAAUAUUGCGAUUAUAUAACAUUAGGCAUUUUAAAUAUUUGAUAAAGAUAGAAAUGGAUUCAUUUCAGAACUCGAGAUAAAAGAAGUAUUAGGGCCAUCAUUAACUGUAAUUGAUGAAAAAUAUUGGUUGGACAAGAUUAAAGAAAUUGAUAGGAAUGGUAAUGGAUAAAUUAAUUUCGAAGAAUUUUGUGAGAUGAUGAUGAAAAUCAAAUAAUGA